UUAAAACUACAAGGGACAAAUUUUAGUUCCUGAAAAAAUUAAUUAUUCAUCUGUCAAAAACCCUAACUUCUGUGAUCCUCUUGUCUACUUUUUGGCCGCGCCUCGGCUCAUCUGGAAAACCCUAAGCGCCCGGCAUUUGCUCUAUUUCUUCGCAGCAGCAAUGGUGUCCGCCAAGAAGACGAAAAAGACACAUGAGAGCAUAAACAAUAGGCUAGCUUUGGUUAUGAAGAGUGGCAAGUACACUCUCGGCUACAAGACCGUUCUCAAAUCCCUACGCAGCUCUAAGGGUAAGCUGAUUAUCAUCUCAAACAAUUGUCCGCCUCUGCGCAAGUCCGAGAUUGAAUACUAUGCCAUGCUUGCGAAAAUUGGAGUUCAUCACUUCAAUGGAAAUAAUGUUGAUCUGGGUACCGCAUGCGGGAAGUACUACCGGGUAUCUUGUCUGAGUAUUGUUGACCCAGGUGAUUCGGAUAUCAUCAAGACACUUCCUGGUGACCAGUGAUUACCCAUUCAGUUUUGCUAUUGUAACCUUGUGGUUUAGUUGGUUGGUUUAUGUACUAGAAUUUAGAUAUUCAGUGGUGUUUGACGUACGAAUACCACCAUAUUUUAGUUGAUGUUGGUCCUGAUCUCUUGAAAUUUUGCAACGUGGUUUGGUAAUUUUCAAGCAAGAUGAAGAUUUUAUGGUC
Messenger RNA from Carica papaya (papaya), 683 nucleotides. Its product is annotated as large ribosomal subunit protein eL30. Lineage: Eukaryota; Viridiplantae; Streptophyta; Magnoliopsida; Brassicales; Caricaceae. Gene Ontology annotation, molecular function: RNA binding. The record is from RefSeq and is a predicted model, not a curated record.